AUGGCUAGAGGAGAAGACCGGCUCAGUGAUUUGCCAGAGUCGAUUCUAAUUCACAUACUCUCUUUGUUGCCUGACGGUAAAGAAGUUGUUAGAACGAGUGUAUUGUCUAAACAUUGGAGGAUUCUUUGGAAAUCCGUUCCUGUAUCACUCAUUUACACCGAUGAAACUCCCUAUCUCAUUGCUUCCAUCAAUAGAGAGCUUUUUUAUUGGAGGUCUUGCCACAAAAUCAGAAAAUUCAGUGUAACACGCUUUAUGUACUGCAAGGAAUAUGUUAAAGAUGUUGAUCUGUGGGUAUACUUUGCAACAAUUGCUAAUGUUGAAUGUUUUACACUUAAACUUUCUAGUGAUUACGGUGGAAGGUAUGAGUUUCCUGAAUUUGCAUAUAAGAAUAAGUCAUUGAGGAAUUUGGUUUUACGCCAACUUGAACUGAACCCUAUUGGUAGUGUAAACUGGACUAGUCUCGUUUCUCUUUCAAUUAAGUAUAUAGAAUUCACAGAUGGUGUUAUGGAAAAGUGUCAAGCUGAGAAAACUGAUCAUAAAAAACUACUACGGUCAGCUCGAAAUAUCAGCCCCCUUUAUGCAAACUUUGCAACUUUUGGGGUACUGCAAUGA
This is a messenger RNA of Lycium ferocissimum, 612 nucleotides long. Its product is annotated as F-box/LRR-repeat protein 25-like. The record is from RefSeq and is a predicted model, not a curated record. The transcript has 2 exons. Bases 1 to 612 code for a protein of 203 amino acids. Gene Ontology annotation, molecular function: protein binding. NCBI's taxonomy places the organism in Eukaryota, Viridiplantae, Streptophyta, Magnoliopsida, Solanales, Solanaceae.